This is a messenger RNA of Aureobasidium uvarum, 1671 nucleotides long. The record is from the annotation of a GenBank genome assembly. Lineage: Eukaryota; Fungi; Ascomycota; Dothideomycetes; Dothideales; Saccotheciaceae.
AUGGCAUCUCACCCCGUCCACCUGUCGUCGCCGCUUGCCAUACAGACUCCCCAGAUCAAGCAAGGCGCAAACCAAUCCUCACCUUCGCAGGCCUCACCCCAGCGACAAACUCCAGCUUCUGGCCAAAAGACAACUGUCGUCAAGGCCUUGCCUACCGUCAGAGACCACACCACGGACCAGCUCGGCGCCGAGGGCGAUGAAUACAUCCCGCGCGAGAUCGACGAAGCCGGCGAGAAAAAGGUGUCAAGCAAUGGUUACCCGCUCGAAGGUCGCGAGUAUCGCAUCAGAACCUUUACCGUGCCUAACAGGGGCGAAAAGCUAUUUAUGCUCGCCACCGAAUGCGCGCGCGCAUUAGGAUACCGCGACUCGUACCUGCUCUUCAACAAGAACCGAUCGCUGUACAAGAUCAUUGCCAACCAACCCGAGAAGGACAACCUCAUCCACCAGGAGAUUCUACCCUAUUCGUACCGCUCCAGGCAAAUAGCAAUUGUAACGGCAAGAUCGAUGUUCCGCCAAUUCGGGAGCCGCGUUGUUACGAAUGGAAGACGAGUCCGCGACGAUUACUGGGAAUCCAAGGCAAGAAGCCAGGGUUUCACCGAAGAAGAUGCAGCUGGAGAAAAGCGACCUGGUGCUGCCAAGCAGAGAGAAGCUGCAGCCGCCGAGGCCAGCACCAACACGACCGCCUUGACUGCCAUGCCUCACACGGACAUCAUAUAUACUAAUGGUCCCGGCCUUGACCAACCCACCGUCCCUGCAGGCAUUCACCCUGUGACGCUUGCACCCCUCAGCAUGAUUAACAUGCCAUCCGAUGAUCCCAGAGUCGCCGACUUCCGUGGCAUCGCACGUCCUAGACAGGAACUCACCGGACCUGCCUAUCAAGAUCGCACUCAAUCCAGCAACCCUCAGGACGUCUUCAACCAGGCAAACCAAGCGGCUGAGUUUAACAAAUCCUUGACUCAACAGCGUGUCGUGCGCAAUCAAUACUACGAGGAUUACUGGAAGCGUCCCCACGAGCCCCCAACCCCUCCACCUCAGCCGCAUAUGCCCGACACCACCGACAUGGGCACUGUCGCUCCUCACAACCUACAGUCGCCCCAAAGCCGCUUGCCAUCUCUUUCGCAGCCCUCCAUGAUGGCACACCAACAGGCCGCCGCUCACAUGAUGCCUUCUCAGUUCCACCAGCCCAACCAACAGAAUCCCAUGCAGUCACCCGUCCGCUCCAUGCACCAGCAGCUUCCAUCGUCGCAGAUGCACCAGACAUCGCCCGCCAUGGCCAUGGCUUCUAUGCGCCAGCAGACUCCCUCAUACGGCUACCAGCAGGGCCAGAUGUGGCCGCCUUCGCAGCCUCAACCUUCUCCCUUGUCUCAGGCCCACAACAUGGCCCAGUUCCAGCAACCAACUCAACAAGCUUCCAUGCAUCCUCCUCAGAUGGCUGCUAUGGGUGGGUACCCUUCCAUGAACCACCCGAUGAGCGCCGCUGGUGCCUUUGCUGGCAUGAACCGUAACAUGUAUCAAGCUAGCCCGAGCCCACAGCACUUUGCCAUGCAGCAGCAACAGCAGCAACAGCAGCAAACACCCGGUCCACCUCAGCAACAGAUGCAUGGAUGGGCGCCUCCAUCUACCAACCCGGCUGCCGGCAUGACUCCCCAAGAUUGGCAACGCUACCAAUAA